AUGUCGGCAUGUAAGUUUGGCCCGGCCAUUUGCGCAACGAUGUUCGUGGUCACUUCCGGAAUCGCACCGCCCCAUGCUGCGAAACACACCGUCCACAAACAUCUCGAACUGAGAGGUCCAUGCUGCUGUGGGGAGCCUGGGGCGAGGCGGGCUGCUCAGGGCUUUAAGAAUUCGUCUGUUCGGGCCCUUUCGCGAUGUUGUGUGGGAUCUACCACUGCAGCUGCAGAGAGAGCCGCAGCAAUGAUUCCACACUGGCUUUGUCUGUAUUCUAUAUGUUUGGCCCAAAGCUCGCUGCUGCUCCUCCUUUUCCUCAGAGAUCGGCAGUCCUUGCUUCGUCAUGGCGGCUAUGAGACUGGGUUGCAAGCAGUCGAUUGA
This is a messenger RNA of Symbiodinium natans, 375 nucleotides long. NCBI's taxonomy places the organism in Eukaryota, Dinophyceae, Suessiales, Symbiodiniaceae. The record is from the annotation of a GenBank genome assembly.